This is a messenger RNA of Cornus florida, 809 nucleotides long. RefSeq names its product two-on-two hemoglobin-3. Gene Ontology annotation, biological process: oxygen transport. The transcript is spliced from 4 exons. Gene Ontology annotation, molecular function: oxygen binding; oxygen carrier activity; heme binding. The record is from RefSeq and is a predicted model, not a curated record. Bases 178 to 687 code for a protein of 169 amino acids. Lineage: Eukaryota; Viridiplantae; Streptophyta; Magnoliopsida; Cornales; Cornaceae.
AACAAUUUAGUCCUCAAAAAGCUAUCUUCCCACUCCCCACUAUAAAUACUCCUCCCAUUUCUCCAUACCACCGCCUUGUCCACACCAAAAAAAACUGGCGUCGUCUCCACGCGACCAACACAAGCCCACACCCCACGAUCAAUAUAUAGAGAGAAAGUAAAAGUAUAGAGAGAGAAAAUGCAGUCUCUGCAACAGAAGGCGUCCGAGUGGAGCGGAGUCAACCCCAACGACGCCUUCUCCAUCGACACCACCAAUCUCUUUGACAAGCUAGGCCUCCAAACCUUCAUCAACCUCUCCACCAAUUUCUACAACAGGGUUUAUGAUGACGAAGAAGAGUGGUUUCGGUCAAUUUUUGCAAAUUCAAGGAAAGAAGACGCAAUUCAGAAUCAAUACGAGUUCUUUGUGCAGAGAAUGGGAGGUCCUCCUCUCUAUUCUGAGAGAAGAGGACAUCCUGCUCUAAUUGGACGUCACCGUCCAUUUCCUGUCACACAUCAAGCUGCGGAGAGGUGGUUGCAUCACAUGCAACAAGCAUUGGACAGCAUCACAGAUAUUGAUGAAGACUCGAAAACUAAAAUGAUGAAUUUUUUCAGGCACACUGCAUUCUUUCUCGUGGCUGGAAAUGAGUUGCAGAAUCAAAAUCAAGGGGUUCCUUGUAAGCAUGGAGCCAGCAAACCAGCUGCAGUGUAAAAUUUAACAGAAUCAACGAGAUAAUAUUGUUCGUAUAACCACCUUUUACAUCACAAUUAGUGUUAACAUGGAAUAUCUUCAUUGAGCCUUUUUAUCAAAUAAAUCCUGAAAAUUCCGAGUUC